AUGGAGGGAAACAUGCGCAACAUCCAGGUUCUUCUUCGGGCGGCGGAGUUCCUGGAGAGGAGGGAGCGCGAGGCCGAGCACGGGUACGCGUCGCUGCAGCCGCUCCGCCCGGAGCCGUCCGACAAGAGGAGCCGCCAGAAGAGCCGGAAGACCUCCGCCGGGGGCAACAAGUCGGUUCACAACGAGCUGGAAAAAAACAGGAGAGCUCAGCUGAGGCGCUGCCUGGAGCAGCUGAAGAAGCAGGUGCCCCUGUCCCCGGACUCCACGAGGAACACCACCCUCAACCUGCUGCGGAGGGCUCAGCUCCACAUCAAGAAGCUGCAGGAGCAGGAUGGGCGAGCGGAGCACCUGAAGGGCCGUCUGCGCUGGGAGCAGAGGGAGCUGCAGGGCCGCCUGGAGCAGCUGCAGAGAGGCAGCGAGAGGAUGAGGAACGACAGCCAGGGGUCAACCAUGUCGUCCGAGAGGUCGGACUCGGACCGAGAGGACGUGGAGAGCGUCGUGUUCGACUGCCUGGACGCCGACGGGCUGAGCGUCCCCGGGGCCGACCACUGCUACUCCAGCAUGGAGCAGGCCUGCCUGCGGCAGCUGGAGGCACAACCCUGACUCGAGUCACUGGUGCAUUGUGGGCCGGGAGAGGAGAAAAACAUUCCAAAAACACGAGCGCGAAAGUAGCGAGAUGUUACUGUACAACUGAACACUUUAUUAUUAUUAUUCUUACAGGUGUAACUUUUGAUAUUCUCUUUUUAAAACAGACUACAAGCUAACUAUGAAUAAGUUCCUCUGCACUGAGCAGCAGUUUGAACUCAGCGGCCGGGAGGAAGUGACAUCACUCUGAGGACGUGACAUCACUGUGAGGACGUGACAUCACUGAGGAAGUGACAUCACUCUGAGGACGUGACAUCACUGAGGAAGUGACAUCACUCUGAGGACGUGACAUCACUGAGGAAGUGACAUCACUCUGAGGACGUGACAUCACUGAGGAAGUGACAUCACUGUGAGGACGUGACAUCACUGAGGAAGUGACAUCACUCUGAGGACGUGACAUCACUGAGGAAGUGACAUCACUGUGAGGACGUGACAUCACUGAGGAAGUGACAUCACUGUGAGGACGUGACAUCACUGUGAGGACGUGACAUCACUGUGAGGACGUGACAUCACUCUGAGGACGUGACAUCACUAUGGACGUGACAUCACUGAGGAAGUGACAUCACUCUGAGGACGUGACAUCACUGAGGAAGUGACAUCACUCUGAGGACGUGACAUCACUGAGGAAGUGACAUCACUCUGAGGAAGUGACAUCACUCUGAGGACGUGACAUCACUGAGGAAGUGACAUCACUCUGAGGACGUGACAUCACUGUCUCCACGCAGCCAUUUAUUCCGGUGACGCUCGUCUUCAUGGCCCCACCGCUCUGUGAUCUUGAAGCUUUUUAUUCCUCUUAACUUAUUCUCCUCCGCCGGCGUGUCCGUGCCGCGCGGUUCCCUCGCUGUGCCGACAGCUCCUCUGCAGCGCUUGAACCUCGCCGCUCUUAUUUAAACGUGCGUCCGUCUCUCCUGUUGCACAAACACCACGUUGCACUUGCCUCUAAAAGAUUGUUUGAUUUAAAAAUGGAAACGGUGAACGAGAAGAACAUUAAACAUGGAAACAUUUUCAUCUGGCAAUGAAGUUGACCGGCGGCGGAUCAUCACGCCGUGUUGUCCAGUUGUCUGAAGGAGUCCCGCUCCUCAUGAUUAAUGUGCAGGACCAGCUUGUCCCUCUGCAGCCGCUCCAUCUCCUCCGUAUGCAAGAAGCCUCGUUGCCUGAGUAUCAAUGCAGCCGUCGCUCCGCCAGUCAUUAUGUAGCAUUUUUCUACUGGUGCAAACUUUUCUAUUGAAUAAAUAUUUUGUAUAUUUAUGACAUUU
Pseudoliparis swirei is the source of this 1901-nucleotide messenger RNA. It is a transcript of the gene mxd3, whose product is annotated as MAX dimerization protein 3. Bases 1 to 603 code for a protein of 200 amino acids. NCBI's taxonomy places the organism in Eukaryota, Metazoa, Chordata, Actinopteri, Perciformes, Liparidae. The transcript has 6 exons. Gene Ontology annotation, biological process: regulation of transcription by RNA polymerase II. The record is from RefSeq and is a predicted model, not a curated record. Gene Ontology annotation, molecular function: DNA-binding transcription factor activity, RNA polymerase II-specific; RNA polymerase II cis-regulatory region sequence-specific DNA binding; protein dimerization activity.